Molecule: messenger RNA, 309 nt
Organism: Prunus armeniaca (apricot)
Lineage: Eukaryota; Viridiplantae; Streptophyta; Magnoliopsida; Rosales; Rosaceae
Source: the annotation of a GenBank genome assembly
AUGUUUGGUGGUGGUGGUUAUGAAGGUGGAGUUGAUGGUUGUUGUAGUGGUGGUGGUGGGGGUGGGGACGACGGUUGUGGAGAUGGUGGGGGUGGCAACAGUGGUAGCAUGGUGGUGGUGGUGGUGUUGGUUGUGGAGAUGGUGGGGGACGUGGAGGCUUUGGAGGAGGAGGUGGUUGUGGUGGUAGUGGUAGUGGUGGAGGUGGAGGUGGAGGAGGUGGUGAUGAAGGUGGAGUUGAUGGUUGUGGUAGUGGUGGUGGUGGGGAUGGCGGUUAUGAAAGUGGUGGUGGUGGGGGUAGUGGCAGCAUGA